Limulus polyphemus (Atlantic horseshoe crab) is the source of this 1134-nucleotide messenger RNA. RefSeq lists its product as uncharacterized. The transcript is spliced from 4 exons. Gene Ontology annotation, molecular function: growth factor receptor binding; growth factor activity. Gene Ontology annotation, cellular component: membrane. The record is from RefSeq and is a predicted model, not a curated record. Bases 646 to 1134 code for a protein of 162 amino acids. NCBI's taxonomy places the organism in Eukaryota, Metazoa, Arthropoda, Merostomata, Xiphosura, Limulidae. Gene Ontology annotation, biological process: positive regulation of cell population proliferation; positive regulation of protein autophosphorylation.
UGUAUAUAGACAGUGAAACGUUUCAGCCUUCUGUUUUCAGUUAAAUAGCUCAAUGGCUAGCAACUGUCAUGAAGUUUUCAUUUAUAUUGUCAAAUUUUUGAGUGAGUUUGACGAAAAAGAUCUCAAGUUUAACGCCUGUAGCUGGUUCAAAGUUUGGUGUGUGUUACCAAGUUCUUUUUGUGAUUAGACAUGCUAUAAGUGAAGGCAAUCGAACUAAAUAAUGGAUCUGAUAGGACGAAAUCUAGGACUACAGUGGAGUCUGUGGGCGCUUUGUGUAAAUUUUAACUAAAUACUUAUUUAAUAUACACUGCGGAAGUUUACGUUAAUUGUAUCAUAGAGCUUUUGUACAAUAUUAGAGUUUUUAAUUUAUUUUUUAUUCGAAGAGUGGAGGUGCAAAAUAUUGGAAUUAAACAUCGUGUACUGAAUAUCAAAAAAUUUCCUGAACGUACAAAGUUACAGUACUUCAGCAUAUUCAAGAUAAUUAUAGACUUGUUCCAGUUUGUGCCAGGAGCUUGCGUGAGAAUAAUUUAUUGAGCUAAGGAUUUUGUUUUUUGAAUUUUUAUUCUGUACAAUACGAAUGCUGUAAGAAGAAGAACAAAAAGAAGAAAUCCAAAUAGACGUUGAUCCGUGGUUUUGAGUCAAGACAUGUUAUUCUUGACGCUGGUAGCUUUAGCUCUUGGUCUUAGGGUGGGUAUUGCUAUGAACUCCAAGCACGAGUUAAACAGAGUUACAACGACAGAAGCAACAGUAAAGCAUCAGAUUCCCGAAACCUUGCUUAUCAAGUUGAAAGACGUUUCGAACGUUUCGGAAUUUGUUAACCAUUAUUUAACAGGAUAUCCAUUCCACGUUCCUUCCCGUGAAGUUCACGUGGCUUACCUUUUUGACGGCAAAGAUGACGACGACGAAGAAGAAAAGACCACUAAACCAUCUCAAGCUUUUUCGAUGGACGAUAUAGCUUCCCCUGCCGGCUGUGAGCCAGAAUAUCAGAAAAUUGAGUUUCCAGUAUCUCGUGACCCUCUUACUGUGUUAUGGCCUACUUGUACGCGUGUUAAACGCUGCAGUGGAUGUUGCCCAAGCCAUCUUUUAGAAUGUGUACCUACCCACAAUUCAACAGCUUCAUUCAAGGUAGAUUAA